AUGCUUGAUGAAUUGUCGAAUGGUAUUAUUGUAAAAGCAAAAAAAUUUUCAGUUAGUUUUUUUUCAGCAAAUAUACAAACCGAUUUCGGUAUUUGUGGUUGGAUACUCACAUUUUUAUCCUACAUUCUGAUAUUCUUCACAUUGCCCAUUUCGGCUUGUAUGUGCAUUAAGGUCGUUCAGGAAUACGAACGAGCAGUUAUUUUUCGGCUUGGCCGAUUAAUGCCUGGCAUAUUUUUCAUAGUUCCUUGUAUUGACACUUAUCGUAAAGUCGACCUUCGCGUUAUAUCAUUCGAAGUACCACCACAAGAGAUUCUUUCUAAAGACUCGGUGACAGUCGCUGUAGAUGCCGUCGUAUAUUUUCGCAUUUCGAAUGCAACAAUUUCUGUAACGAAUGUGGAAGAUGCUGCUCGAUCCACGAAAUUAUUGGCUCAAACAACUUUACGCAAUAUUCUUGGUACUAAAACCUUGGCUGAAAUGUUAUCUGACAGAGAAGCAAUAUCAUUACAAAUGCAGAGUACUUUGGAUGAAGCAACUGAGCCAUGGGGAGUUAAAGUCGAGCGCGUAGAGGUAAAAGAUGUUAGACUGCCAAUUCAACUGCAACGUGCUAUGGCUGCCGAAGCUGAAGCAGCUAGAGAAGCUCGAGCGAAGGUAAUUGUUGCUGAGGGUGAACAAAAAGCUUCUCGGGCACUAAAAGAAGCUGCUGAAGUUAUCGCACAAUCGCCACCUGCACUUCAAUUACGAUAUUUGCAAACCCUUAACUCAAUAAGGCAGUUUAUCACAUUUUAA
Molecule: messenger RNA, 786 nt
Organism: Dracunculus medinensis (Guinea worm)
Lineage: Eukaryota; Metazoa; Nematoda; Chromadorea; Rhabditida; Dracunculidae
Source: the annotation of a GenBank genome assembly